CCGCCGCGAAAGUGCAGCACGCCCUGCAGCCCACUCGGGCCGCCGCCCCUCCCCAGCAGCACCCCGGGCCGCCUCAGCCCGGACCUCAGUGUGUGCUGCCAGCCUAGCGACGGCGGCCAGCUGGGCACCAGCGCCUCCCUGUUUAGCUCCCCAGCCUCUCCCGGCCCCGGGUCCCCAGCGCCGGGAGACAGUGUCAUAGGUAUCGGCCCCGAGGCAGCAACAGGAGGAGGCGGGUUCACCAGGUUGGCCCGCCACGCUCGUGCAAGCCUCACGUCAGCUCUCUUUAGCUUUACGGACUCGGGGAACCCUGAGGAUUCUGAGUUUGGGACAAGCGGGAAGGAUAUGAGGGGGUCCCGCUGUGCAAGGGAACUGAUGGGGAAGAGGCUGGAGAGCCCAGCUUUGUCAAGCAGGCGGCGGAAGAGGGCCACAGACAAGGACUUUUGUCGAGAGAGUGGGACUCAAGGGGCUGUUCCGACAGAAUGUGGGGAGGCCAGUGGUUGCAAGAGCUGCAAAGGACCCGGGAAAACCAACAGGCCUGAGAGAACUGGGCCAGGCCAGAAAAGGAAACAUCGGGAGGCAGUAGAAACCUCUCUCCUCCAUCACGACCAGUUUAAAAAGGGCCACAGGCCGGGCAAAGAUUCACUCCUUACCCAGGACCUGACUCUAUUACAGAAUGACUGCUCUUGGACCAAAACCAGGGCUUCCUUCAGUUUCCAUAAGAAAAAGAUCGUGACCGCUGUGUCAGAAGUGAGCAACAACACCACUACCACUUCUCCCCCGGGGUCCUUCCUGUCCGAAUAUUCAAACCCUCCUGUCCUGAACAAAACAACAAGCAGUGCCCCAUCCCCUUGGCACUCCUCUUCCAUGUAUUUGCUCACCCCCUUAAAGACACUGCAUGUCGCAGACCAAAAGGCAUCUGAUGCUGAAAAGGUUUAUAGGGAAUGCGACCAGGAGGGUCCUAUCCCCUUUAGCGCUUGCCUUUCCACGGAGGAACUGGAAAGCUGUGAGAAGAUUGGGGAAGGAGUGUUUGGGGAAGUGUUUCAGAAAACUGCUAAUUGUACACCAGUAGCCCUAAAAAUCAUUGCUAUUGAAGGACCGGAUUUAGUCAAUGGAGCCCACCAGAAAACUUUUGAGGAAAUCCUCCCAGAGAUCAUCAUCUCCAAAGAGUUGAGCCUCCUGUCUGAUGCUGCAUGCCACCGCACAGAAGGCUUUAUCGGGCUGAACUCAGUGCACUGUGUUCGUGGACCUUACCCUCCCUUGCUCCUCAAAGCCUGGGAUCACUAUAACUCAACCAAAGGGUCUGCAAAUGACCGGCCUGACUUUUUCGACCAAGACCAGCUCUUCAUUGUGCUUGAAUUUGAAUUUGGAGGAACUGACUUAGAGCAAAGGAGAAAGACGUUGUCCUCCAUAGCUACUGCAAAGAGCAUCCUGCACCAGCUCACCGCAUCCCUUGCUGUUGCAGAGGCAUCGCUGCACUUUGAGCACCGAGACUUACACUGGGGGAAUGUGCUGUUAAAGAAAACCAGCCUCAAGGAAGUCCACUACACCCUCAGCGGGAAGACAGGUACUAUCCCCACCUGUGGGCUGCAAGUCAACAUCAUUGACUACACCCUGUCGCGCUUGGAGCGGGAUGGGGUCGUGGUUUUCUGUGACAUUUCCAAGGAUGAGGACCUUUUUACAGGGGAAGGUGACUACCAGUUUGAGAUCUACAGGCUAAUGAAGAAGGAGAACAACAACUGCUGGGGUGAAUAUCACCCUUACAGUAAUGUGCUCUGGCUACAUUACCUCACAGAUAAGAUUCUGAAGGAAAUGGUCUUCAAGAGGAAAUGUAACACCUCUGCCUUGAAGCAAAUAAAGAAAGACAUCGUACAUUUCCAUGGGACAAUGCUGAACUUCAGCUCUGCCACUGACCUGCUCUGCCAACACAGUCUAUUUAAGUAAGUCAAAGGUGCCUUACCGCCCCAAAGGGAGAGAGACCACUAGCCUUAAAAGCCCGCAAAGCCCGCAGUGUUGUUUUCGAUCUCUAUCCCCAGGCCAGGGUGAAAUUCCUAUUCUAAUCAGUUUUUCAAACAAGAAUUUUUUGUUUCCAAGUGGAAACUGAAAUGUUUGUGGAAAUCUUUAAACAGCAAACAUUCUUUAAAAAUGAACUACAUGUGAGAACCAAUGUUUACAACUUUUAAGUCCUCUUUCUGUCAGCAGAGUCUAUUCUGUAGGUUUCUCUCCAUUUUUUCAUUUUUGAGCCUUGACACUUUAUGUAGCCUAAGGGGGGAAAAAUUCAGGAAAGCCCAAGGUCUCAGCUGUCACACUAAUCAGAGCCUAUAGGUAUUGGCAGGCUGGCUUUGGGAACCAUUCUACAGCUCAGGAGUCAACCGAGGGCAAAGAGGCAGUAGCAAAGCAGAGACCAAGACAGACAGACUGGAGGGAGAGAGAAAAGGAAGAUGGUAAGAUAGUUUAUAGGAGACAUGCAAGAAAUGCCAUAUAUUUAUCAAGCUCAUUUGCCAGUCACAGAGAAGUAGGAUUUAACAAUUUUCAACAGGAAAAUAAAUGUCUCCAUGGCUACUAAAAAA
Myotis davidii is the source of this 2567-nucleotide messenger RNA. RefSeq names its product germ cell associated 2 (haspin) (gene HASPIN). The annotation marks the transcript as partial. The transcript has 2 exons. NCBI's taxonomy places the organism in Eukaryota, Metazoa, Chordata, Mammalia, Chiroptera, Vespertilionidae. Gene Ontology annotation, cellular component: nucleus; cytoplasm. Gene Ontology annotation, molecular function: histone H3T3 kinase activity; ATP binding. Gene Ontology annotation, biological process: protein phosphorylation; mitotic cell cycle; intracellular signal transduction. The record is from RefSeq and is a predicted model, not a curated record.